AUGAAUCUCUGGUCAAUCAUAGGAAUAUCUUUAUUGUGCGUCAGUGUUAUUGUUAUUAUUUGUGUUUUUGAAUAUUGUAGAAGAUAAAGGUAGGAAUAAAGCAGAAGAAUAGGUAUAAAAGAAUUUUUAUAAGAUGAAAGCCAAGAUAGAUUUUUGUAAGAUGAAAGCCAAGAUUACUGGAAUAUCUAUCAAAAUGAAGAUUUCAUAUCUAAAUAUCGAAAAGAUGAUAUGACUAUAUAAGAAGUAUAACCAAUAAAAAGCAAAAUAUCAAUAGAAUAACAAAUUAGUAAAUAACCAAUUAAACAAUAAAUAUAAACAUUAAAUUAAGAAAUCAUUAAAAUAGAUAAUAAUAUUAUUGCUACUUAUAAUCAAAAAUAAUACUAUAAACAUUAAUAUUAACAAUAAUUAUUCAAAAAAUUAAAAGAUUCAGGAGAAGUAAAAUAAAUACCUCAUGUAAAAUAGAAUAUUGAAGUUUCAAAUCCUGAAGUAGCACUUUAUGUUUUAAAAGAAUCAUUAUUAAGAGAUUAAAAUAGAGAAUUAUUAUAAACUAGUAAAUAAUAUUCAUUUGGAUUUGAUUCAAUUCUAGGUGCAUAUGGUUCAGAUUAAUCUUGUUUAAAGGUUAGAAAUACAAAUCUUGAUUAUGAUACAAUUGUGAAUGACAAUCAAUUAUUAGAAAAACAUUUAAUAGAAUUUAAAUAAAAACUAUCAAAUUCACUUAAUAUAUCAAUUGAUUAAAUUGAAAUUUUAGGAGUAUCAAAAGGAAGCUUUGAAAUUAAUUUUUAAAUUACAGGAAAAAAUUCAGAUGAGAUUUAAUAAGAGAUUAAGAAUAACCCAAAUGCAUAAAAAUUCUUAAAUGAAUAUUGCAAUGGUUAAGUUGAAUAUGUAGCAUACUUUGAUAAUACAAGAACUGCUGGGGCAAAAAACUCUACAGGAGUAGCUCUAUCUUCUGAUGAUUUUAAUAAAGAAUUCAAUAUGACUUGGGAUAAAUUACCUGAAAAAGAAUAAAGAGGACCUCCUUAUCAUAGAUAUGAUUAUUAUUUUCCAAAAGGUUGCUUUGGACUUGGAUUAAAAUUAAAAAAUUAUGGAAAUGAUGAUUGGAUAAAAAUGGAUGGCAACGCUAAUGAAUGGAGAAUUUUGUAUCAUGGUACUAAAAAUUUUGCUGUUAAUGGAAUUGUUAAAACAGAAUUAAAUCCUGGUUCUGGAUAAAAUCAUGCUGAUAAUGAUUGUAUAGAUGAAUUUGGAAAUAAAGUGAAGGUGGGAAAUGGAAUUUAUUUUUCAGAUAAAUAUACAGUUUGUGUUUAUGAUGGAAAUUAGUAUGCUCCGUUUACUUAAGUUGGUGAUAAAUAAUUUGCUGUUAUCUUUAUGUCAAGAGUAAAUCCAAAAAAAAUUAGAUAAAGUGAUUUAAUGAAGUUAAAAAAUUAUUUUGUUGUUAAUGAGUCAAAAGAUGUUAGAUCAUACAGAAUUUUAUUACAUGAAAAAAAAUGA
Molecule: messenger RNA, 1485 nt
Organism: Paramecium pentaurelia
Lineage: Eukaryota; Ciliophora; Oligohymenophorea; Peniculida; Parameciidae
Source: the annotation of a GenBank genome assembly